UUCUAUCCCCUCAGCCAUAAGCACUGUGAGCAUUCCUGUAUGCCUGGGCACAUUUUGCAGGUCACAAUUUGCAGGUCACUCUCCGUUCACCUAGUGAAUGUUUGCACACGUCCCUGUUUGCCUUUGUAUUUGCUCGCAGUGUUCCUAAAUCUGUGUGCCUUUAAGGUGUGGGAGGGAUCUUGGCUGCUUCUUUCUGUGAGAGAUCAACCCUUCUGCUCAGGCCCUUCCCUUCAGAAACGGGCACCAGAAGGGCUGCGUAGUUGCCUGGAGAGUCAACAACACUCUUAAAAGAAAGAGAGAGAGAAUAAGAAGCAAAGGGCAGAAGUGUACAUUGCCAGAUGAUAAGAAAGAUUAGCCAACAUUAUUUAGGGGAAAAAAAGAAUCUAAACAUGCCUUUUGGUUAAUAUUAACUUUCCCUGUGCUUUGCAGUGGAGUGAACUAAAACUUCCCUGUUCUUGGUUUCCGGUCUACUUGUACUUUUUGCCGCCGGGAUGGAGCCCUUGGGGAUGUCCACCGUCCUCCUGGUCGUCUGCAUCUCCUGCCUUCUUCUUUCUGCCGUCUGGAAAAGGGGGGCCCAGAGGAAGGGCAAGAUGCCCCCCGGCCCCACUCCGCUGCCCCUCAUUGGGAACGUCCUGCAGCUGAAGGGCAAGUCCUUGGACCAGGCGCUCUGCAAGAUAAGUGAGGAGUAUGGCCCUGUGUUUACACUUUAUUUGGGGAUGAAUCCUGCCGUGGUGCUAUAUGGCUAUGAGGCCAUUAAAGAAGCAUUGAUUGACCAUGGCAACGAUUUUGCUGACAGGGCAAAAGCACCAUUGAUAGAAAAAAUGGGUGACGGGAAAGUUCCAGGAAUCGUAUUCAGCAACGGGGAGACCUGGAAGCAGAUCCGGCGUUUUACCUUGACCACCCUCCGCAACUUUGGGAUGGGGAAGAAGAGCAUUGAGGAGAGAAUCCAGGAAGAAACCCAGUAUCUCCUGGAACAAUUCCAUGAGAAAAAAGGGCAACCCUUUGACCCACAAAACCUCUUCGGCUGUGCUACCGCCAAUGUCAUCUGCUCUGUUGUCUUUGGGAAGCGCUACGAAUACAAUGACAAGAGGUUUCAAACCCUGAUAACUGUAACAGUUGAAAACAAUGAGCUUUUUAACUCUGGUUGGGGACAGCUCUACAAUACCUUCCCUGUUCUGAUGGAAUGGAUCCCAGGACCCUAUCAGCGCAUGAUACAACGCUCUGACAAAUGCAACAAAAUUGUUUUAGAGGAAGCCAAGGAACACAGGGCUACUUUGGACCCCAACUCACCUCGAGAUUUCAUUGAUUGCUUCUUUAUCAGAAUGGAUCAGGAGAAGCACAAUGAGGCCUCUGAGUUCACCAUGGAGAGCAUGGUCAACUGCUGCCUGGAAUUGUUUGGUGCAGGAACCGAAACAACCAGCACUACGCUCCGAUACGGGUUCUUGAUCCUCCAGAAGUACCAAGAGAUAGAAGAGAAAGUGCAAGAAGAGAUUGACCGGGUGGUUGGCCGCUCUCGAAUGCCCAGCAUGGCUGACCGUGGACAGAUGCCUUAUACGGAUGCCGUCAUCCACGAGAUCCAGAGAUUCAUCUCUCUUUCUCCAAUAUCCGUCCCCCGUUCCGUGGUCAGUGACACGCCAUUAAGAGGAUACGUCAUCCCAAAAGGUACCACCAUCUUGCCUGUUCUGACCUCGGUGCUGCAUGACGGCAAGGAAUUUCCCAACCCAACAAAGUUUGACCCAGGACAUUUCCUGAACCCGGAUGGGACCUUCAGGAAGAGCAACUACUUCAUGCCCUUCUCGGCAGGCAAACGGAUGUGCGCAGGAGAAGGCCUGGCCCGCAUGGAGCUCUUCUUGUUCUUCACUUCUAUCCUCCAGAACUUCAAGCUGAAGCCCCUCACGGAUCCCAAGGACAUUGACCUCUCACCCAUGAAAGGGAACAUGAACAACGUCCCUCAUCCCUACAAGUUUUGCGUUAUCCCUCGCUGAAAAACUCAAAUCUGGAGAACAAACACCCUGGCAAGGUCAAGGGUGACCAGACAAACUCAGCUUUGCCUUAUGUUUUAAAGAUUUAUCCUAGACUAUCCUAGAAAAUGCCUCUGGGUCGAAUUAGUAUCCUCCAAAACUGUACCUGUGGGAGAGUUCAACUUGCUUGUUAUUAAAUAAUUUUUCAACCUAGA
Anolis carolinensis (green anole) is the source of this 2176-nucleotide messenger RNA. Its product is annotated as cytochrome P450 2C5. Gene Ontology annotation, molecular function: heme binding; oxidoreductase activity, acting on paired donors, with incorporation or reduction of molecular oxygen, reduced flavin or flavoprotein as one donor, and incorporation of one atom of oxygen; iron ion binding. NCBI's taxonomy places the organism in Eukaryota, Metazoa, Chordata, Lepidosauria, Squamata, Anolidae. The record is from RefSeq and is a predicted model, not a curated record. Gene Ontology annotation, biological process: xenobiotic metabolic process; epoxygenase P450 pathway. The transcript has 9 exons. Gene Ontology annotation, cellular component: intracellular membrane-bounded organelle; cytoplasm. The coding region runs from base 492 to 1985 and encodes 497 amino acids.